Molecule: messenger RNA, 613 nt
Organism: Micromonas commoda
Lineage: Eukaryota; Viridiplantae; Chlorophyta; Mamiellophyceae; Mamiellales; Mamiellaceae
Exons: 1
Biological process (GO): ribosome biogenesis
Cellular component (GO): nucleolus; Noc4p-Nop14p complex; small-subunit processome
Source: RefSeq, a predicted model, not a curated record
CAGCGCACCUGGCUCGCGCUCCUCCGCUCGCCGUUUCCGGAUGACAUCUACCGCAAGAUCUUGGUUCGAGCGCACGCGGACGUGAUGCCGCACAUGCCGUCGCCCGUGACGCUGUCGGACUUUUUCACCGCGUCCAUCGACCGGGGCGGUCUCGACGGCAUGUUGGCGCUGAACGGCAUAUUCCAUCUGAUGACCAAGCACCAGCUGGAGUACCCCAAAUUCUACGACAGACUCUACGGGUUGCUGGACUCGAGCUGCUUCCGAGCGGCGAACCGGAGGGGUUUCUUCGAGCUUCUGGACGUGUUUCUGAAAUCCCCCGCCCUCCCCGCGUACCUCGCGGGCGCGUUCAUCAAGCGACUGUCGCGUCUCGCGAUCCACGCCCCACCCGCGGGCGCCGUGCUCGCCGUCGCGUACUGUCACAACCUGCUGCGUAGGCACCCUGGAUGCGGCGUGAUGGUGCACAGGGAAAACGGAAAGUGCACGGAAUCGGACCCUUUCGUGGCGGACGAGCCCGACCCGGCGUCGUGCAGGGCGCUGGAGAGCUCCAUCUGGGAGAUGGAGGCGAUGUCCAGGCACUACCACGCGCAGGUGUCCAAGUUUUCCGAAGUGCUGA